CAACGCCGAGCGCUGAGCCCGAGCGGCCGCGUUUUACAUAACAAACAAAGCACAGCGAAAUACCGCUAAAAGCCGCAACAAAAGCAAAAGCAGGAAAAAGAAAAACAUUUUACGGAAAAUAUUAUAAAAUUAGCACUAUGUAAAACAGAGAGAAGCGAACCAAAUUGGACAACUGCGGGCACAGUGGUGGCCAUUGUCAUUGCACCGCUGCAAAUCGAACAAGAGGCUAACGGUUUGGCCAUGCCCACAACGCCAACGCCCACGCUCACCAGCGACAGCAGCGCCGUGCUGCGACGUCGACAGCUGCUGCGCAGCGUUGAGAGCUUGCGGCUUCGCGUUCGUCAAGUGUUAAAUUGUGUUAUUAAUUUGCACAUUGAGUUUUUGGUGCUCGAGUCGAAUGUGACCGCGCUGCUGGACGAGGUGAGGUCGAUAAACGACGACUACGCGGAGGUGCAUCGCCUGGACAGCCUGAUCGAGGCGCUGCGCAACUACAGUGGACCCACCAUCUGUCACGAGUGGCCAUAUCCUCUCAUAUUCAAGGGCACAAUCGACGAGGCGCACGUCGCACAAAUACUCAACACAACGGAAACGGAAAUGGAACUGGAACUGGAAUCACCCUGUGCCAAGGAUGAGCUGCUGCUGCUGCAGUCGGGCAUAAGUGCGAGCGAGAUGACUAGCCUGAGCAAACGUUCAAAGCUGUGGCGGUUCACAAGAACCAGAUCCACGAACGGAACGUGUGUAAGCUGAUUUGCAAGAGUGUGUGUGUGUGUGUGUGUGCGAGUUUUUUAUAUACAUGUGUAUAAGUAUCUGAUAUUGAAGUUUUAAUAUUAUUUUAUUUUAUUCUAUGUCAAGGAAUACCAAAUAUAUUUAUAUUAAAUAUUGAUAA
Molecule: messenger RNA, 886 nt
Organism: Drosophila montana
Lineage: Eukaryota; Metazoa; Arthropoda; Insecta; Diptera; Drosophilidae
Exons: 2
Coding region: 241-747 (168 amino acids)
Source: RefSeq, a predicted model, not a curated record